Durusdinium trenchii is the source of this 1156-nucleotide messenger RNA. The record is from the annotation of a GenBank genome assembly. Lineage: Eukaryota; Dinophyceae; Suessiales; Symbiodiniaceae.
GGUACAUAGGGCCUUCGAUGUUUGACCUGAUGUGGGAUGGCUAUCGGCAGCCGCAGCGACGCUGUAGACGCUUCCGACUUGGACCUCAAAGAACUCGCACUAGAAGGGUUGAAGGUACUCAGAGCCAGCCCGGCUUAUGCAGUGGCUCGAUCCCUUGAACUCUGGCGGCAACAGGAGGAAGAUCGAGCAUGCACCCGCCUGCAAGAGAAAGAAAGGGAGCUCCGCGAGCGCCUGGAGGAUGAGUACCGGCAGCGGGAGCUGCUUCGGGCCCAAAGCUUCCGACAGCAACAGAGCGAGCUGCGAGACUUGGAGCAGCGUGCGAAGAAGAAACUCAUGGAAAUGCAGCAUCGGGAGCAGGCUGUUAAGGCCUCUUUGGCCAAGGCCAAAAGCCUCAGCGAAGAAUCACGGCGCAGUGCUGACCUUGCCAUUCAAAGCUGUGAGGAUACCAUGCGCCGUCACAAGGCUGAGGCCAGACAGUCCCUGGAAUUUGAGCAGAUGCGGCAAUCCCAACUGGAAACGCGUUUGAAAGAGUUGGAGGCCGAGAUGGCGGAGACUCGUGCUCGCUGCUCUGACUUGCAAUCCUGCUUGAACCAGAAAGCCAUAGCAAAUGCUGAGCUGGACAGGCAUGACACGGCAGGUUCUGCAGCCGAUGAAGAGGAGCUUCGGAAACUCCAGUUGCAACUUUGUGAGGAGAAGGUGAAGUCUGAAACAUUGGCAGCGUCUCGCGACCAUUUCAGGCGUAAAGUUGAGGAGCUGUGCAAGAAGUUGUUGGAAAAGACGGACGUCCCGAAGCAUGGUGCUGACCAGACUCGCCCUGCGCACCAAUCAAAGGCUUCACCUCAAUGCACACUGGAGACCGAAGUGCAAUCUCCUCACUUCUCCCUUGAUUGGUUGCAGCAGCAAAAGCGGGAGCUGCUGGAAUCUGGACUUUAUACACAGGAAGACGCUGUGAUUCGUGCACUCGAUGCACAAAUUGCUGAACAAGCAGUCCGGUGACUUGCAACUGCACAAUGAAUUGCCAGACAGAACAAGCUCGUCACCGGCCACUUGAAACACUUCUAUGCUGUAGGCUGUAGCCAUCCGACAUUUACGAUGAUUUAUCGCAUGGGCAACACGCCCGUGAGAGGGGAUUCGAAUGUGCUGGGAUUGGGGAAAC